CACAUGUACAGAGCAGAACAACAGCCGUGGAAAAAAGUUAAAGAAACAGCUUUACCUCAAGCAGCUGACAGUAGAGACUUUGUUAAUGUAAAAUAUAUGGUUAUAGAUGGAUGACUAGAUAGAUAGAUACAUAAUUAAAUGAUGAGAGAUAAACAGGUGGAUAAUGAUAAAUAAAAAGACAGCCAGACAGCAUAAUAAUAAAGAAAAAUACAUGAAUUCUAACUUUAUAAAUGUGAUACCAGGGUCCAGUAUGUAGCAAACGUAGAAUUUGGACUUAGAAUUAAGUAGUUGCUUAAGGUAUUAGCUUUGGUUGACCCUUGGGAAAUAUUUAUUAUUAUUAAUAGUAGUAGUAGUAGUAUUGUUAUUGUUGUCAUUGUUGUUGUUGUUGUUCAGGAUAUACAUAUAUAACUAUAAGCUAAUAAUGCUGAGCAGAGGGGGCGGGGUUAUCAGAGGCGAAGGGGCGGAGCUCUCUCUCAGUUCUCUGUACUGAAGAUGGAAGUGAAAGUAGCCAUUACACUUCGUGCUGUAACGGACUAAAACAGAAGGAAUAUAUGUGUGUGUGUGUGUGUGUGUGUGUGUGUGUGCGUGCGUGUAGACAGGGGGAAAUUUUACACACAGUGUUUAAACUAUAAUGAGGUAAAUACUGAAUAUGAGUCGCUCUGAAAUGUGGACACACUUCAGCUAAAGCAGCAAUGUUUAUAUGAGGAACAGAAAAGGAUUUUAUUAGUUUGAACCUACAGAGAUAAAGAUGGCGACUGCAAGCAAUGAGUUUAAACUCAGUGGUCCCAGUGGUACAGAAUGGUAUAAUCCCUCUGCUGUCACUCUUUCGUGUCGUCUGUCUCCUGAAAUCAGUGUUGUUAACAUGGAGAUCCGAUGGUUUAAGGGGACAGACUGUGUUUGUGUCUAUAAGAACAGACAUGUGACAAAGGGGAGAGGUUACGAGGGCAGAGUGAGCCUGUUCACUCAGGAGCUGGACAAAGGAAAUGUCUCCUUACAGUUGAGAGACUGUACAGGGUCAGACAGAGGACAUUACCUGUGUCAGGUCACUGAUGGAGACAGAACAGAGGAGAUAACAGUAGGGAUAACGGUAACUUCAUUACUGGAAAUGCUGAACCUAACUUCAGUACGGGUAGGUAAAGAACUCGACUUCACACUGAUGGUAAAGGCUGAUAUUUUAUAAACUUAUCACAUAUAUUACAUUUCAAUCCAGGGAUCAAAUAGAAAUAUAAAAAGCAAUUUCCGAUCAUGUUUACGUGAAGGACUCUGAUCAGUAAGUGAGAUUACACUUCCAUCAGUCAGUUUCUUUCCCACAAUGCUCCUGUGCGUAACCCCACUGCAUUGCAAUAAUGUAGGCAGAGACGAUUACCAUGUCGAGUAAGAGACACAACAAACAUGUAACAUAUAACACACACCACUGCCAGACUCCACCAGAAUCUUAUUCAAAAUCAUAUACGAAUAAAAAUGACAAAAUUACCCAGGAUUCCCCUAGGUUAAAUAGGUGUCUUUUGUGCGAAUAUCCAAGUACCAUUGCACCUUUUUGGAUUAUUUUCAUAAGGUAUAACUCCUAAUUGUGUUCUUCCUGAAAUGAACAGUAACUUAACAUUUCCUGACACUUCACAAUAAACAUAAAUCAUAGCUUUAACAGUUUUGAGUGCUUGUAGACAGAAUAAUUGCCAUCACUUGCUCUGCAUAACAAUCACAGCAUAUUUUGAAAAAGCAUUGAAGAGUUGACUCGGUCUAGCAUUUAGUCUCUUUAAGCUAAAAGUAGUAAGCCAUGUUAAUGCACACAGCAUAAAGACAACCUGACUGAACUGAGAAUAGAAGUCCUUACCUUCAUUUAUAAAACUUCCAUAAUAGGAGAGAGGGAUUUAGGAGUGAAAGAGAGAAAAAUAUAACAAGAUCACGCCUCUUCCCAAGUCUACUGUGACAUAUAAUAUGCUGUCGUAACCGAUAUAUAGACAAGGCAGUAGCAAAGCACAUCAUUCUGUUAUCUGUUAAUUUUUUUACAUUGAUAAAUGUCUGUUUUUAAUUAAAGGAAGUGGGAAUCUGAUAUACUGUAUAUUCCUUUAUGUACUACAAUAACACAUAGAUAUAUUACAGAAUAUUGAACUGUAUAUUUAAAAUACUUAGGGGGAAAUGCACAUAUACUGACAUAUUAGUAUAUUCAUAAAUACAUGCAUUUAUCAGAAAAUAGUAUUUUCCAAUAAAUCACAAGAUAUUUCUGUUCCUUAAGGGUAACUAACGGUAUAUUAGCAUGAUGCUACAUUAUACAGAUUUACUGUGUGUGAUGACUGAUUGUUCUCUGGUUUUCCUCUUUUUUUUAUUAAAAUACACAUCAGCUGUGUUUUAACCAGAGUAACAGUUACUUUCACAUUUUCAUAUGGGACAAUUCACAUUUGGCUUCAUGCAUAAAAUCUUCACACAGUUUUUUUUGUUUGUUUGUUUGUUUGUUUGUUUUUUUACAGGAAAUGCUGAACCGUGAGUAUAAACACUUUUCUCUGAUAGUGAUGUCUUGAUGCUGCAUGAAUAAUAUAUUUAUUGUGCAGAUGAAAUAGAUUAGACUGUGCUGUGUGUUCAGAGUGCAAUAGCACAUAGAUAUAUGAGCAUCAUGAGCAUAGUGUAGUGAACACAACAGACUGUGAUCGCUGGCAGAACAUUCAUCAUGCUGUUGUAUAGUUUGUCAUUAGUGUUAUACGGACAUCGACAUCUGACCUACACACUGAUACUGAGAGCUAAAAAGCUGAACGAUUGUUUACAAAUGACACACACACUCAUUAGUGAGCAAUCUGCUCUAAUCAAGCUAAUAAUCAGAGAUUGGCUUAAUAUCAGUUUAAACUGAAACCAUCAGAGACAUUUUUACAUCAGAGAGGAAAUUAAAUUACACACUAAAUGUGGCCUUUAGAUUGUUACAGUCACUGGAUAUCCAGUAGAACAGACUAGAUCACUGCCAAAUAUAACACUGAGAACCACAACAACACACAAAGCUAGGUAAUAUUGGGCAGCUAGUUUGUUCUGUAGACUGUGUGCUGUGUUUGAAUGAGCACAGUCAGAAUGAGCACAGUUACACUGCGACAUCAGAGAUCAGACUGCUGCAGAAUCAGACAGAGCCACG
Molecule: messenger RNA, 3112 nt
Organism: Ictalurus furcatus (blue catfish)
Lineage: Eukaryota; Metazoa; Chordata; Actinopteri; Siluriformes; Ictaluridae
Product: butyrophilin-like protein 1
Exons: 6
Coding region: 749-1180 (143 amino acids)
Source: RefSeq, a predicted model, not a curated record